CUGCUGCACGGCUCAGCGGCAACACGGUCUGGUGAAGGGAGGAGAGAAAGCGAGAGAGCAAAGAAAAGAGGAGAAGCAGGGUGGCAGCUGCUGCAGCCCGACAGGAAGCAACGGCGGAAAAUAAAGGGCUCUAAAGGGAAUUAGCAUUUUCUUCCUGUGCAAGAGUCCAGCAGAUUCAUCCGCUCCUCAUGCUCUUAUGGCUCUAAAUGUUCUCCGUUGAAGGAAGACGUCUGGGGGUCGAAUAAAAGGCAGGUAGAGCAUCAAGGGAAGGUGCAGACAUGGCUGCCAAGAGGGGCAAGUCUGGCGUGCCACAGAGCGUGGCACGAAGCGAGCUGAAGGUGUACCGCGUGGGCAGCACAGAGGGACGCAUCCCUGUGCCAUCCAACCUUCGCAAACAGAGGUCUCUGACCAACCUGGCCGUCCUGACGGAUGCUGAGAAGAAGAUGCAGCUCUAUGAACCCAAGUGGUGCGAUGACAUGAGCAAAGCUGCUUCAGGACACCUGAAGAAGCCUAAAUCAGUGGCCGGUGGAGGAACAGCUGGCACACAACUCUCCCGCAACCUGUCCAAAUCAGACCACUCCCUCUUCCAGGGCAAACCCAAGGCAUUCACCCCACUCGCAGCACCAGGAAAAGGCCAAAGUCGUAUCCCUCGAGGCCCCUACGCGGAAGUAAAACCCUUGAGCAAGACAUCUGACGACUGCAAGUCUGAUGAUGAUAUCCUUUCCAGCAAAGCCAAAGCCAGUGGGAAGAAAGCUGCGACUGGGAGCUCAGGAGACCCAGAGGCCAAGGGUCAAGGUGAGGAAGGUGGCGAUAAACCUUUCCUCAAGGUGGACCCAGAGCUGGUGGUCACCGUUCUUGGUGACCUGGAGCAGUUGCUUUUCAGUCAGAUACUUGAUCCUGAGUCUCAAAGAAAACGAACCGUUCAGAAUGUUCUGGAUCUCCGACAGAAUCUGGAGGAAACCAUGUCCAGCCUGCGAGGCACUCAGCUCAGCCAGAGCUGUCUGGAGAGCAGUGUCUGCUAUGACAGCGAUGAAACCAACGCUCGCAGCAUCUCCAGUCUCUCCAACCGCUCGUCUCCUCUCUCCUGGCGCCACGGUCAAUCCAGUCCUCGUCUGCAAGCCGGAGAUGCACCAUCCUCCACUGGCAGCAGCUAUCUGUCAGGCACCAAGGCCUCUCAAUACACGUCUCAGACCAUGCCUGCUCGCUGCUCCAGCCGCCUCAGCCACACGUCCCGCAGUGAGUUCCUGGAUGCAGGAGACAGCGACCUCAAAUCUGGAUACCUGAGCGAUUCUGAUGUCCUGUGCAAGAGCCUUAAUGAUGAAGAUGAUGAUGACAAUCUGGCCAAUGGCUGGGAUGAAAGCAGCUCCAUCAGCAGUGGUCUGAGUGAUGGAUCUGAUAACCUGAGCUCGGAGGAUCUGAAUGCCAGCUCAUCUCUCAACUCUCUACCCACCACACCUGUGGGCUCCAGACGCAACUCCUCCGUCAUGUUGCGGACUGAUGCAGAAAAGCGUUCCCUGGUGGAAAGUGGUCUGGCCUGGUACAGUGAGGACAGUAAAUGUUUACGGAAAACUGAUGGAGUUUAUGACACCGGCAGCCUUAAAAGUGAGCCGUCCUGCAAGUGGAGGAAAACUCGACUGCCGGACGGUCCCGCGCUGGACAAGAUGAGUAAAGCAGAGCUGAAAAAACCUCAGAGUCUCGGACAGACGAGCAGUUUCCGAAAGAGCCGCAAUCCUCCUGUGGGAGUCACUUCACCCAUCACACACACCUCACAGAGUGUGCUCAAAGUCGCAGUGUGUAAAGGAGACCCAAAGGCAGUAGACAAAGUGAAGAUGUCUGUGAAGGCGACGGGUCUGCAGCGCUCCCGUUCAGAUGCAGGCCGGGACAACGAGCAUCGCAAGCCUCCCUCAGGUCUGAUGAAACCGUCCGCCGGCGGCUCUUUUGGCUACAAAAAACCUCCGACCACCGGCACCGCCACUGUGCUGACAGCAGGGGGCGCCACCAUCACCAGCGGAUCUGCUACUGUGGGCAAAACCCCCAAAUCCUCAGGCAUCCCCAUCAAACCAGUGCCAGGCGGAGGAGCACGCAAAAACAGCCUGGACGCCAGCGGAUCUGAACAGGGAUUUCUUGCACCCAACGCCCGUGGCAGUAUUCAGUAUCGCAGUCUGCCACGGCCUGCAAAAAACAGUGCUAUGAGCCUAACGGGACGGCCUGUUAGUGGCAACAUCGAUUCCAGUCUCCUCACUCUCAAACCUGUGCCAGCUUUACCCAACACCAUGCCCAGCCGAGGAAAAGACGGGGGCAGCCUGAAAGCCACCAGCCGCACCAGCAGCACUGGACCGGUCAACCAGACGGACCGUGAGAAGGAGAAGGAACGAGCAAAGGCCAAAGCGGACCUGGAGAUCAGCUGCCUGAAGGCUGAGAGCCAGGCGGACGGGUGCGGAGAAACCCUGGAGAAGAUACAUCGAGUGCGGAGGACCAGCAGCAGUAAAUACCCUGAGCUGAGCUCUCCCACCAGCACACCCAGGUUAUUAAGCAGUAAGUCUCUGGCUCAUCCGCCCAGUCUGGCUCACCUGGACAAGCUGAACUCCAACAGUCUGGACUCCUGCAUACCCAUCCAUGACCUUCCCCCAAAGAUCCCUCCGUUCUCCAAACUCCAGGACCUGGCCGGUGGCCGCGUGGCUCCGCGCCUCAGCCCGAGCCCCGCACCUGUGCUGCACAUCGACUCCCCGAGCUGUUUCUCGGGUCAGGCUCUGUCUGUCAGCAGCUCACCCAUCCUCUACCCGAAGAUGUCUGGCCUGCACCGCAGCAUGGAGUCUCUGCCGCUGCAUAUGAGCCUUCCUGCUAAAGCCGAUCUGGGGGAGCGAGAGGAGUGCAGGAGUACCGGGACGUGGGGUGCCAGCAGCCGAACGUCUGUCACUUUAGGAGACAGAUACUCAAGUGGUCAUUCAGAGGGUGAAGGACGGGAACGCCGGCAUUCCCACACUAUCACCAGCAUGACGGAUUCAGCCACUCCACCUCAGCUGCCUUCUCCAACACACACCACGCCGGCCUACAUCGGCAAAACACCACCAACCAGUGUGGUGACUCCCAUCCCGAACUCCGGCUCUGGUUCUGGGAUCACACGCUCCAGCAGCAUCCCUGCGUCUGAUCUGGGUUACGAUCUGUAUGGGACGUCCCCUCUGGGCAGCUCUCUGUCUCUGGCUGACCGACCCAAGAGCAUGAUGAGGUCUGGGUCAUUCAGAGAGCCUGCUGAAGACGUUCAUGGAUCUGUGCUCUCUCUGGCCUCAAAUGCCUCCUCCAACUAUUCGAACGAAGAGAGAAUGCAAGGAGAGCAAAUCCGGAUACUGAGACGUGAGCUUGAGUCCUCUCAGGAUAAAGUGGCCAAUCUGACCACCCAACUCGCUGCAAAUGCCAACCUGGUGGCGGCGUUUGAGCAGAGUUUGGCACUCAUGACGGCACGACUGCAGAGUCUGUCCGUCACGUCCGAACAGAAGGAUACUGAGCUACAGGACCUAAAGGAAACCAUAGAGGUUCUGAAGACAAAGAACACAGAGGCUCAGACCCUAAUCCAUGGGGCUCUCAGCACCCCUGACCCCAUGCCCAAAGAAGAGGGCGGAGCCUUUACAGCUUGUGCCUCAGAGCUGCAGAUUGACCGGCAGAACUCAUCUGAGAGCAUUUCCAGUCUGAACAGCAUCACCAGUCACUCCAGCGCUGGAAGCCUAAAGGAGCAGGAGGCCAAAAAGAAGAAGAAGAAGAGCUGGCUCAGGAGCUCCUUCAACAAGGCCUUCAGCAAAAAGGGACCCAAAGCUCCAUAUGCAGAUAUAGAGGAGAUCGCAACCCCAGAGGCGUCCGCUCCGUCUUCACCCAAAAUCCACCAUAAUGUGGACAAUACUUUCACAAAGGCUUCAACUUCAACAUCAGGGUCCUGCGGGGGUCCGGAGGAGACGGAGCGCGAUGAGAAAGUGGUCUCAGAGUUACGCUCUGAACUGUGGGAAAAGGAGCGAAAGCUGACCGACAUCCGGCUGGAGGCGUUGAGCUCUGCACAUCAGCUGGAGCAACUGCAGGAGGCCAUGACCAACAUGCAGAUUACAGUCGAGAACCUGAAGGCGGAGAAUGACCAGCUGAAGACAGGUGGCCCCACCUCCAGACCUCCAAGCUCCACCUCCCAGUCCUCUGGGCUCGGCUCAUUGGGCGUCUCGUCACCAAGGCAAUCUGUGUCAUCAUUCAGCAAAACCGCUGGCACUGGACAAACGGAGCCUUAUCCAGACGUGUUCCACAGUCCCACCUCCACUCUUCAGAAGGAGGAAAGUCUCGUCAGAGUGUUGGUUCGCAUCCCAAACCAGCAGCUUUUUAAAGAUGAGGUGAAACAGCUGGAGUUUUUCAUCGGCUCAGUUAAGAUCAGUGGACGGACGGACUGGUUUUCUCUGGACUCUGCUGUUAUCCAGGCUUUUAAAGAGUAUCUGUCGGUGGUGGACCCAGGCUCCAGCCUUGGCCUCUCUCAGGACUCCAUCUACAGCUACAGCCUCAGUCACCUAAAGAGGGUUUUGGGUGCGCAGCCCCCGGAGACGCCACCGGUGCGCCUCUACAGCCGAGGACAGGCCUGCAUCACUGUGGCCCUCAAGGGGCUAAAGGAAAAGUGUGUGGACGUGCUGGUGUUUGAGACGCUUGUCCCGAAGCCUAUGAUGCAGCACUACAUCAGUCUGCUUCUGAAGCACCGGCGGUUGAUCCUGUCAGGUCCCAGUGGCACCGGGAAGACCUACCUCACCUACCGGCUGGCGGAGUAUCUGGUGGAGCGCAGCGCCCGCGAGCUCACGCCGGCCAUAACCAACACCUUCAACAUGCACCGCCAGUCCUGCAAGGACCUUCAACUCUAUCUGGCCAAUCUGGCCAAUCAGAUCGACCGGGAGAGCAGCACUGCUGAAAUCCCAUUGGUUGUGAUCUUGGAUGAUGUGCACGAGCCAACAUCCCUCAGUGAACUUGUAAACGGUGCUUUAACCUGUAAAUACCACAAAUGUCCAUAUAUAAUAGGAACAACCAAUCAGCCAGUAAAGAUGAGCCCGAAUCAUGGUCUGCACCUCAGCUUCAGGAUGGUGACAUUUUCCAAUAAUGUGGAGCCGGCAAACGGGUUCCUGGUGCGUUACUUGCACAGAAAACUAAUGGAGGCUGAAGACCCGAGGAGUGUGACCAAUGAAGAUUUGCUGCGGGUGCUGGACUGGGUGCCCAGACUCUGGUACCACCUUCACACCUUUCUGGAGAAACACAGCACCUCCGAUUUCCUCAUUGGCCCCUGCUUUUUCCUGUCCUGUCCAGUAACAGUGGAAGAUUUCCGCACAUGGUUUAUCGAUCUGUGGAAUCACUCCAUCAUCCCGUACCUGCAGGAAGGAGCCAAAGAUGGCAUUAAAGUUCAUGGGCAGAAGUCUGUAUGGGAGGACCCGGUGGAGUGGGUCAGAGGGUCUUUGCCGUGGCCUUCUGCUCAACAGGACCAGGCCAAACUCUUCCACCUGCCUCCGCCCAGCACCGGCCCCGGCAGCCCCAGUCAGCCAGCGGACGAGCGGUCACAUAAAGAGACGCCGCCCAGCUCUGUGGAGGCAGAUCCGCUGAUGGCCAUGCUGUUAAAACUACAAGAGGCAGCCAAUCACAUCGAGUCACCAGAGAAAGAAACAGACCCAAAACUCCCUCCUCUCUGAACAUCCAUCGCUCACGUCGAGGUCCAGACUCCAUCAGCUCCUCCAUCUCUUCUGUAGCCAAUGUUGAAGUCCAGACUCCCUCCAUCUUGUGGUCCAGACUCCAUCAACUCCUCCAUUUGAGGUCCAAACUCCAUCAGCUACUCAAUAUUGUAAUAUAGACUCCAUUAAUUCAUCCAUCUUAUGGUCCAGACUCCAUCAGCUCCUCAAUAUUGUAGUCUACACUCUAUUAAUUCCUCCAUCUUAUAGUCCAGACUCCAUCAGCUCCUCAAUAUUGUGGUCCAGACCUAAUUACCUCCUCCAUCUUAUGGUCCAGACUCCAUCAGCUCCUCAAUAUUGUAGUCUACACUCUAUUAAUUCCUCCAUCUUAUGGUCCAGACUCCAUCAGCUCCUCAAUAUUGUGGUCCAGACCUAAUUACCUCCUCCAUUAAGUUGUCCAGACUCUAUCGAUUCCUUCAUCUUCUGGCCCAGACUUCAUCUGCUCCCGAGUAUUGUGGUCUAGGCUCCAUCAAUUCCUUCAUCUUAUUGUCCAGACUCCAUCAACUCCUCCAUAAUACUGUCCAGACUCCAUCAGCUCCCCAAUAUUGUGUUCCAGACUCCAUCAAUUCCUCCAUCUAGAAGUCCAGACUCCAUCAAAUCCUCCAUCCUGAGGUCAAGACUCCAUCAGCUCCUCCAUUUUUAUGUCAAGGCUCCAUCAGCACCCCAAUAUUGUGCUCCAGACUCCAUCAAUUCCUCCAUCUAAAAGUCCAGACUCCGUCAAAUCCUCCAUCUUGAGGUCCAGACUCCAUCAACUCCUCCAUUUUGAUAUUCAGACUCCAUCAGCUCCUCAAUACAGCUGUCCAGACUCCAUCAGCUCCUUCAUUUUGAUAUUCAGACUCCAUCAGCUCUUCAAUACAGCUGCCCAGACUCCAUCAGCUCCUCCAUCUUGAAGUCCAGACUCCCUCAGCUCCUCAAUAUUGAAGUUCAGACUCCAUCGUUCUCCUCCUCUCCUGCCAGCCAUGUCAAGGUCCAGACUCCAACACCUCCAGAUGACACUGUACUGUUACAAUUAAUGCUGUUAGUGCAUUUCACCCACUUAUUUAUUUAACUACCCAUUCCACCUGUUUCAUUUCAAUCCAAUGCCCCUUACAGAAAAGUACUAGGGUGGUAUCAUGGUAAUACCAUAGUUGACAAGUUCUGCCAACAUGCUAUACUCCAUUUUAAGCAGCAUUUUGCUCUUGUAAAGCUACUCAGCAUGCAUGAUUUGAUGAUCUCUUGUUCGAUGAGAGACUACAAGAAAUAUUUGUACUUAUAAAAAAGACAAGUCACACCUCAGGACCUUUAAAAAUGACAAAGCGAAGAUAAGAGUGUGAUUUAAAAAGCGUGGAAAGAAUUGGUAACCAGUUAUAGCACUUAAAUCUUUUCUUAUACAUGCAUACAUUUAAAUAUCCAAUAUACCGUGGUACUGAUUUAAAGAAACAUGGUAUUACCACAGCAAUUUCUCCAUCUAUGUUCAUACAUGGUACUUUUAUGUAAGGGCUUUUGUCAUGCAUAACUACAAGAAUAACAUACUAUGACAGAUAUAAACGACGAUGAUUUUAUAGCACUUCUAUCUGCAUAUUUCUGUUUACAGAGGUUAAUGUACAUACGGAUGUAAUUUCUCUUUUGCGGGAGCCUUUACUGUUCCACUUCUGCCCGUUUUAACAACACAACGAUACAGGUGCUAACAACGUGCGCUCUCACAAGCAACAACCAAUCUGGGGUAUUCUGGGAAAUAUAAGAUGUCUCCUUCGCCGUCGUGACACUUUACAGGCCACUUUAGCCUAUGCUGCUUUUUGUAUUUUUCAUUUCUUUCACAUUAUUAAAAAAGGCCACAGCAUAAGCUACAGUUAAAACCCCAAUCCUUCAGUGUCAGAAACUCGUAUGCAGGUUGCGAAGGAUAUUUUCGUCCUCUUUGUACCACGUUAAAUGCCUUACAACAGAUUUAAAGCGUGCUAUCAUGUUUUCUCCUCGUCCUGUAGAGGGCAGAGUCGAGCAAUCUUCACUAUUUAAUGGCACCUUUCUCUUUAUGAUUGUGAAUCAGGAUUGAAUUGGCAACAACAGACGGGAUGCUGAAUUGAAAUUUGAUUUGGAGUUUUUUGGGUCACAUUUUAGAUUAAGUGGCCUUAAAUACUAGAUGCUUGCAUCCAAAAAUAUUUGCAAUGUAUUCAUUUAGUUUAUAAUAUAUUGGACAACACUUCUGGUGCUAUUGUGGUGGGAUAUUGUAAGGUUAGGGACAGCUAUGGUUAAACUAUGUGGCUCAGCAGUGUAAUUAUAUAUAUAUAUAUAUAUAGAUAUAUAUAUAUUAUAUAUCUAUAUAUAUAGAUAGAUAUAUAUAUAGAUAGAUAGAUAGAUAGAUAGAUAGAUAGAUAGAUAGAUAGAUAGAUAGAUAGAUAGAUAGAUAGAUAGAUAGAUAGAUAGAUAGAUAGAUAGAUAGAUAGAUAGAUAGAUAGAUAUGUAAAAAUAUACCAAAUUGUUUAUUUAAAAAUUUAAUUAAGACCAUUUAACAUAUUGUUUUCUGAAUUGCACUUCAAAGACAUUUUUAAAAACAUUUUUUUUAUUUAAUUAAACUUAAAACAUCAUCUAAAUAUGGUUGUUUGUUACCCUUAGUCAAUGCAUUAGAAAUUUUAUUUAUAUAUAAAUAUAUACAGGGCUUGACAUUUCAGCUGUGGCGGGUUAGACAGCCAUCGCCACUAGCCACUCUGGCCGGUUGAACAUUUUUUUAAACUUGUAGUUUCUUACAAACAGGGUUCGACAAUAAAGAUGGCCCAAUAUUCGUGCAAAUGUGUUCUUAGAAUCGAAAAGCAGCAC
This is a messenger RNA of Danio aesculapii, 8513 nucleotides long. RefSeq names its product neuron navigator 1b (gene nav1b). The coding region runs from base 279 to 5687 and encodes 1802 amino acids. The transcript has 29 exons. The record is from RefSeq and is a predicted model, not a curated record. NCBI's taxonomy places the organism in Eukaryota, Metazoa, Chordata, Actinopteri, Cypriniformes, Danionidae. Gene Ontology annotation, molecular function: ATP hydrolysis activity. Gene Ontology annotation, cellular component: microtubule cytoskeleton; axon initial segment. Gene Ontology annotation, biological process: neuron migration; neurogenesis; nervous system development.